Messenger RNA from Rhinocladiella mackenziei CBS 650.93, 390 nucleotides. RefSeq lists its product as uncharacterized. Bases 1 to 390 code for a protein of 129 amino acids. Gene Ontology annotation, molecular function: transmembrane transporter activity. The transcript has a single exon. NCBI's taxonomy places the organism in Eukaryota, Fungi, Ascomycota, Eurotiomycetes, Chaetothyriales, Herpotrichiellaceae. The record is from RefSeq and is a predicted model, not a curated record. Gene Ontology annotation, cellular component: membrane.
AUGAAAGACGGGAAUAAGUCGGUACAACCAACGCAUCUGGAGGACCUGGGCGACGACAUGACUGAGAGCAAGGUCAGAGGACACGGCGAAGAUCAGAACAGCUUUUCGCCCAAGGAGAUUGGGCACAUUCGACGCAGGAUUGACUACCGCCUUGUUCCGGCACUGGGUAUGCUGUUUGCCAUUUCCCUCAUGGAUCGGAGCAAUAUUUCAGCUGCGGCAAUUGCUGGAAUGCGGGUGGACUUAGAUCUGUUGAGCGGCUAUCGAUAUAGCUUGAUCACUCUUUCUUUCUUCAUCACCUAUGUUAUCGUUCAAGCUCCUAUGACUAUUGUCUGCCAUAAAGCUGGGCCUCGCUUUUCCUUCCAGGAGUCUGCGUACUAUGGGGAGGAGUAG